Molecule: messenger RNA, 1065 nt
Organism: Lathyrus oleraceus (garden pea)
Lineage: Eukaryota; Viridiplantae; Streptophyta; Magnoliopsida; Fabales; Fabaceae
Product: probable starch synthase 4, chloroplastic/amyloplastic
Exons: 11
Coding region: 1-1065 (354 amino acids)
Source: RefSeq, a predicted model, not a curated record
AUGGCGGCAUGGUUCAACUCAAUCAUGCCAAUUUUGGGAAUUCCUUCAUCUUUUCUCCCAAAACCCAUUUCACUUCCUCCUCUUUCUUCUUUCAGGAAUAAUAACUUACAUGAACAAAGGUUAGAGAAUGAGGACUUGUCCAAGUCAUCAUCUGAUGAUGAAAAGAGUGUGAAACAAGAUAACAUUUGGCAAUUGUUCAGAGAAGCUCAGCAGAACAUACUAUACUUAAACAAUCAACGCCUUGGUGCCAUUGAGGAACUUAACAAAACAAACAAAGAAAAACAGUUCCUAUUUCAUAAGAUAAGGAAAUUAGAAGCAGAAAAGAAGGAGGGAACAGAUAAGCUAUCAACUUGUUCCGAAUUGCUGCUUCGAAUAGACUCAAUGGUCCUUGGCAGCGUGAUUACUCCUGCAGAGGCAUCUGACUUUAGAAGUUUGGUGUUAAACCACAAAGUGAGUGUGGUUGAUGUCUUUAAUCUCGUCUCACAUAAAAGCGAUUCUGAACUUCUCAGAGAACUUCGUCACUUUUCAGAUCAAAGCAAAACGAGGAGUUUUCAUAUUAUUCACAUUUGCACAGAAAUGGCACCAUUGGUCCAUAGAGGGUCUGUAGCAUCAUAUGUAACCGGCAUAUCUCGUGCACUUCAAAGAAAAGGCCACCUGGUGGAGGUUAUAUUGCCCAAGUAUGCAUGUUUAGACCUUGAUCAAGUGCAAGGGUUGCGUGAAGUUAAAGGGGAGGCUUACUCGUAUUUUAAUGGUCAAUUACAUGGAAAUAAAAUUUGGAAUGGUGUUGUUUAUGGAAUUGGAGUCACUUUGAUUGAGCCAUUGAACUAUUCAUCAUUUUUCAACCGUGAGAUGAUAUAUGGUUACCCGGAUGAUUUCGAAAGGUUCUCUUACUUCUGUCGUGCCUCACUGGAUUAUAUUGUAAAAUGUGGGAAGCAACCCGAUGUACUGCAUCUUCAUAACUGGGAGACUGCCAUUGUUGGGCCCCUUUUCUGGGAUAUAUUUUUUAACAAGACCAACAAAUGUCGUUCUCUCAAGUAUAGGAAGACUUUGAUAGCACUUGGUUGA